This is a messenger RNA of Corythoichthys intestinalis (scribbled pipefish), 433 nucleotides long. RefSeq names its product musculin (gene msc). The coding region runs from base 1 to 378 and encodes 125 amino acids. Lineage: Eukaryota; Metazoa; Chordata; Actinopteri; Syngnathiformes; Syngnathidae. The record is from RefSeq and is a predicted model, not a curated record. Gene Ontology annotation, biological process: regulation of transcription by RNA polymerase II; developmental process. The transcript has 2 exons. Gene Ontology annotation, molecular function: DNA-binding transcription factor activity, RNA polymerase II-specific; protein dimerization activity; RNA polymerase II transcription regulatory region sequence-specific DNA binding.
AUGGAACCUGACGAGCAGGUGGCCAUGUCCACCGGCUGGGACGAGGAGGAAGGAGAACGCGGAUUAAAAGAGACGCAGAGGGACGCAGCCAAUGCUCGUGAGAGGGCCAGGAUGAGAGUCUUGAGCAAAGCCUUCUCUAGGCUGAAGACCACCCUGCCUUGGGUGCCUCCAGAUACAAAGCUGUCCAAGCUGGACACACUACGGCUGGCUUCAAGCUACAUCUCGCACCUUAGGCGACUGCUACAGGACCAACCGCUGGAUGACACCUUUGUGACGAGCACAAGUCUGACGUGGCCAUUUGAGACAUCAGGACACUCGGAAGACAGAGGAGACUCUUGUUCCAAGACCAGGACGAGACUUUGUGGCGCAACGGCCUGAAAUUGGAAGUAGACCUGCUCACAGUUGAUAUUCGUCACAGACAAUUGCCAUCGAA